AUGUCUCAGCCAGAUCCCAAGCGUGUCAAAACUGAUGACGAUGCUCCCUAUGAGCUCAUCUACUGGCCAGUCAUUCCCGGUCGUGGCGAAUUCGUCCGCCUCGUGUUCGAGGAAGCUGGUGUUCCUUACUCAGACGUUGCGCAGAGCAUAGAGAAGGGCAUGAAAGCAGUCAAAAGUCUUACUUCUACCGACAACAUCGGCGAUGAGCACAACCCGCCUGCUCUAGCUCCCCCAGCUCUCAAGCACGGCGAUCUUCUCAUCUCUCAGACGCCCAAUAUUCUUCUAUACGUCGCUCCAAGGGUCGGUCUAGCUCCCAAAGAAGGAAACGGCGUGUAUCAUCUCAAUGGGAUUGUUUUGACGAUCCUGGAUGGUCUUGUAAAUGAACUCCAUGAUACUCAUCACCCUAUCGCCAUCAGUCUCUACUACGAGGACCAGAAGGAGGAAUCCAAGAAAAAGUCCCAAUAUUUCAUAAAGGAGCGCCUCCCCAAGUAUUUCAAGUACAUGCAGCGAGUGCUUGAUGCCAAAACCAGUGGUGAGGGGCCAUGGUUAUAUGGCGACAGCUUGACCUAUGCAGACCUUGUACUUUUCCAGGCUGUUGAUGGCACCAAGUUUGCCUUUCCCAAGUCUACCGAAGCUUUGAAGAAGUCUGGCGAAUACGACGGCGUUUUCAAGUUAUAUGACGCGGUCAAGGAGAGGCCCAACAUUAGCAAUUAUCUUCAGAGUGAUAGGCGCAGGAAGUACUCUGAGGGGAUCUGGCGAUAUUACCCUGAGCUGGAAGAGGAAUAG
This is a messenger RNA of Fusarium tjaetaba, 786 nucleotides long. Its product is annotated as glutathione S-transferase. The transcript has 2 exons. Gene Ontology annotation, biological process: glutathione metabolic process. The coding region runs from base 1 to 786 and encodes 261 amino acids. The record is from RefSeq and is a predicted model, not a curated record. Gene Ontology annotation, molecular function: glutathione transferase activity. NCBI's taxonomy places the organism in Eukaryota, Fungi, Ascomycota, Sordariomycetes, Hypocreales, Nectriaceae.